CUGCGGUUUAUGCAUACAAAUCAACCAAUGAAAAGUCUCGUUCUAUUUGCCUAUUGAAUGAAAAAACGUAAACAAAGAUGGAGGGAAGGGAGACAUGUGCGACCACAUGGUGCAUCAAAACAAGUGAUUUUUGUUCAUUUCUGUCUCGGGAAUGAUAAUAUUUUAAUUGCAUGUAAGCAAGCAUUAUCCACACCUAAAAUUACAAUCAUGACAGGAAGUUUGGGAGAGAGACAGCCAAUUGCUGAAUCCUUUCAUUCAGCAGAGGAACAUCAUGAUAUAUGCAGCAGAAAGCUAUCACUGCUGGGUAGAUUCCCAAAACGAUACAUAGUGGGCAUCAUGGCAUUUUUUGGAUUCUGUAAUAUUUAUGCAUUAAGAGCAAACCUGAGUAUAGCUAUUGUUGGUAUGGUGGCGAAAUACAAUGUGACAAAUGAGUCUACCAUACUGAUUGAGCCUGGCUUCGACUGGAGCAGUAAACAGCAGGGACUCAUUCUAGGAGCUUUCUUUUAUGGUUAUAUCUUCACCCAGCUGCCAGGAGGUUUUCUUGCCAAUCGAUUUGGAGGGAAGUUUUUGUUUGGUGGAGGGAUAUUUAUCACUGCAGUGUUAACAAUCCUUACUCCUUUCUGUGCACAACAGAACAUUGCUCUCCUGGUCACAGUGCGUGUUCUGGAGGGUUUCUGUGAGGGAGUAACUUAUCCCUCCAUCCAUGCUAUUUGGGCCAAAUGGGCACCUCCUCUAGAGAAGACCAGACUGGUAGCUUUUGCAUUUUCAGGUUCCUACAUUGGCACUGUCUUUGCUAUGCUGAUAUCUGGGGGGCUAUUUUCUGCUGGAUAUCAAUGGCAGUCUAUCUUCUACUUGUUUGGUAGCCUUGCUAUACUGUGGUUCGUAUGCUGGUGUUUUUUCAUUGCUGAAAGUCCAGCUAAACAUUCCACCAUUACAGACACAGAGCUGGACUAUAUACAGUCCAGUAUAGGGUACACAGAAGAACAAACAGAGAACUUACUUCCACCCUGGCUGGACAUCUUUAGAUCCCCUGCGGUGUGGGCUAUUGUUGCUGCUCAUUUUGCUGAGAACUGGGGAUUCUACACUUGGCUCACAGAGCUUCCCAGCUUCAUGAAGUAUGCUCUGAAUUUUGACAUACAAAAUGCUGGAUAUCUAGCAGCUCUGCCCUAUGCUGUGAUGGGUCUGGUGGUGAUGACCUGUGGUUUCCUAGCAGACUCCCUUUUGGCACACUGCCAGCUAUCAGUUGUUGCUGUCAGGAAAAUGUUUACAUGUGGAGCCUUCCUGAGCCAGCUGGUGUUUAUGGUAGCAGCUGGAUAUCUGAUGACCCCGGUAGCGGCCGUUGUUUGUGUGACCAUUGCUGUGGGGCUGGGGGGCUUUGCCUGGGGAGGAUUCAGUGUCAACCAUCUAGAUAUUGCUCCACAGUAUGCCAGUAUUUUAAUGGGAAUAUCGAACACAUUUGCCACGAUUCCUGGAAUAGUCAGCCCUGGACUAACUGGUGUGAUAGUCAGCAAUCAGCAUGACAAGAGUGAAUGGCAGAUUGUGUUUUACCUAGCGGCAGGAAUCUACAUAGCAGGGGGUGUUAUAUACGGACUGCUGGCCUCGGGCCACAGACAAGAGUGGGCGGAGGUUCCCACGGGGUACAUGUCACAAGUGGACGAAAAUAUCAAAGAUGAUCUAUGAUGAGAGAAUAAAUAUAUAAAAUAAAUCACCAGAGGGGAGGAGAAAGGACGCCAAAGAGGAGGGGAAUGGGUGUUCAGUGUUUACCUCAGGAUCUCUGAAAUUAUGUCUAAAAACUUAAUAAGUGUGCAAUAGAUUUAGCUUUAGUGAGAAAGUAAUUUAUCUGUUGUGGAUCUGUAUUUUAAUUUAUAUGGUAGUAAAUGUUUGGUAAACUUUUUUCUCAGCUAGUUUUAUAAAAGAAAAACUUCCUGCUUAAUUGAUAUCAUAGUUCUAGUAAUCAAUACAAUAAUUAUAUGUACUUUUUAAAAAGUGUGUUUGAUAAGUAAGAUAUUAGAUAUAACUCUAUUUUUCUUUUUAUACGCCCGUCUUAAGACGGGACGUAUUAUGUUAUAGGCUUCCUGUCCAUCCAUCUGUCCGUCUGUCUGUUAGCUCUUUCGUUUCUGGCUCAUAACUUUAAUACUAUUAGGCCUAGGAUUAUCAAACUUUGUCAUCUGAUGCAUCUUGGGUGGAAGGUGUGUCGCGCACAAAAAGUAGGUCGCUCUGACUUUUUAUUAAAAAGUUAUAGCCAAAUAUGGAAAAAUCAUUUCCGGCCCAUAACUAGAAAAUUAUAAGACUUACAAUCAUCAAACUUGGCCAGUUUAUGCAUCUUAGGUAGAAGGUGUGUCGCGACCUAUUUUAAGGUCACUGUGACCUUUAAUUUAAGUGAAAUUUUAAAAAAAAUGUUUCUUUUUACUAUUCAUUUAAGCAUCCCAAAUAAUGUAAGAGUAUUGCACUGUCCUUACUAAAAAAGUGUUAAAUCAAGAAAAUACUUAAUUUUUAAGCAUAUACUUGACAGCAAUCUAUAACAAAUAUAAUGUAUGUUAGAGAAAUCCUACCUCUCCCUUGAGAGUAAUUAUCAAGCACUGGCCAAGAAGAAUUUUGAUAACAGAAAUUUGCAUGUCAAAUUAGAGAGAAAUUAAUGAGUUUUGAGUGUGAGGAUUUAACUGA
Molecule: messenger RNA, 2664 nt
Organism: Saccostrea cuccullata (small rock oyster)
Lineage: Eukaryota; Metazoa; Mollusca; Bivalvia; Ostreida; Ostreidae
Product: sialin-like
Exons: 13
Coding region: 58-1680 (540 amino acids)
Biological process (GO): transmembrane transport; monoatomic anion transport
Cellular component (GO): membrane
Molecular function (GO): transmembrane transporter activity
Source: RefSeq, a predicted model, not a curated record